Neltuma alba is the source of this 1048-nucleotide messenger RNA. Its product is annotated as universal stress protein PHOS34. The transcript is spliced from 4 exons. The record is from RefSeq and is a predicted model, not a curated record. Lineage: Eukaryota; Viridiplantae; Streptophyta; Magnoliopsida; Fabales; Fabaceae. Bases 277 to 759 code for a protein of 160 amino acids.
UUUGCACCUCGUGAAUCACAAGGGAACAAUAAACUAGAUUAGAUUACAAGAUGGUUUAAAGGACGUAGAGAAAGAUGCAUCAGUGUGGCAACAGCGGGUCGCAUAGAAUAGAAUCGAAGUAAUCAUGAAGAGACCAAUGCGACGACGUUUUAUAUCCACAUGGCAUCCCAUAUCCGAAGCCCAUCUUCCAUAAAUUGAGGACGUCCCGUUCACUGUUCGCGCCCCAAGUCCCAGCCUUCGGUUCAUCUGGCUUCCAACCAAAGACCAGAGGUUUCCAUGGCUACUUCAGAGAAGCAAGUGAUGGUGGUGGGAAUCGAUGACUACGAUCAUAGCAUCUACGCCCUCCAAUGGACUCUUGAUCAUUUCUUCGCAUCCGGUCCUAAUCCUCUCUUCAGGCUCGUUCUUGUCCAUGCCAAGCCUUCCGCUACUUCCGUCGUUGGCCUUGCUGGCCCUGGAGCCGCUGAUGUUUUGCCCAUUGUUGAUGCCGAUCUGAGACAGAUUGCUGCCAGAGUUGUUGAAAAGGCAAAAGAACUCUGCACCGGCAAAUCGGUGAAUGAUGCUAUGGUGGAAGUUGUGGAAGGUGAUGCAAGAAAUGUACUUUGCGAUGCAGUUGAAAGGCAUCAUGCUUCAAUGCUGGUCGUGGGUAGUCAUGGUUAUGGAGCUAUAAAGAGGGCGGUAUUAGGUAGUGUGAGUGACUAUUGUGCACAUCAUGCUCACUGCACUGUGAUGAUAGUGAAGAAGCCAAAAACAAAACAUUAAUCUGCAUUACCAGCGGAGAGCAAUAAAGUGUUUGCAGCAGCAGCGUACAUCAAUAAAGUUUUCUUAGAAAUUUAAAGCUAUGUUGUUGUGGUGUGUCGACUGUGUACUUUUAUUUUGUGUUAUUAUAUGUUUAAUCUAAUUAAUGAUAAAACUACCUUGUAUUAUAUAAUUAUAAAAUAUGCCCCCUUACCCGAUAGAUGUUUUGCUUUGAUUUCAUUGUCUACCGGGAAAUUCUUGAAUAAGAUGUGAUUUCCAGUUGCAAAUAAUUUAUGAGCAAAUUUCUCGACUA